Molecule: messenger RNA, 6337 nt
Organism: Salarias fasciatus (jewelled blenny)
Lineage: Eukaryota; Metazoa; Chordata; Actinopteri; Blenniiformes; Blenniidae
Gene: nuak1b
Product: NUAK family, SNF1-like kinase, 1b
Exons: 7
Coding region: 986-2986 (666 amino acids)
Biological process (GO): intracellular signal transduction; microtubule cytoskeleton organization; protein phosphorylation
Cellular component (GO): cytoplasm
Molecular function (GO): ATP binding; tau-protein kinase activity
Source: RefSeq, a predicted model, not a curated record
AACUCCGCCUCCGGUCUCGGAUCCUCUCGCAUUCCUUCUUCACAGCCCCUCACGCUGAGGAUAGAGAGAGAGAGAGAGAGAGAGAGAGGAAGGGAAGGAGAAACAGAAGAAGGACGCACACACGAGCAGAGGAAGAAGAAAAAGAAGAAGAAGAAGGAAUAGAAGAGGGCGAGCAGCGAUACGACCAUGGCAAUAUCCAGAACGUCUCAGCCUGAGAUAGUGUCCGAUCCCAGCGCACUUCCAGCAGCGGCGACCACGGCUCGGAGCAUGCAGGCGCACAAUAGACAGAGUCCUGAUGAAUGAGGAUCUGUACCUGGGCCGUGGACAAAAUGAGGGUCAUCUUCAUCCAAAACGCCGGUUUCGUCGCAGCUUUCUCGCCUUUCUCGUGAUGUUGGCAGCGUUUAGGACGACAGAUAAUGUGAGCGAGUCAGAAUCAACCACAGGUAGAUCAUGCCAGUCUAUUAAGGAGUUUAUUUAGAUUUAUUUUUUUCCUUUUUUUUUUUUUUUUUGGAUGGGAUAGUGCUUGCACAUAUAUUAUAGCCAAUAGAGCAUCUUCGAAUCGAAAGCGUGUUCAGCUUCCGGCAUGCUCCCUGCUGCCGAAAUCUCAACACGAGCUGUAUUUUAACAUAAUAUUGGCACUAUAAUUAUUUUUAAUCUCAGAUAAAGAGGCGCAAAUCAUCGUAUUAUGGAGCGAUUCUUUUAGGCGUCCUGUGCUCCGUUAAUUCUAGUAGUAGGUUUAUUAUACAGCGAUUAAGAGGAGGAGGGAUCCAAUUUAUUUUGAUCAAAACCAAUUGAUCAAUCAAUCAAGACAAUCUGGAAAUGUCCCGUUUCCACACGUGAUAAUAUGAUAAGCGUUAUUCCUUGUAAUUUAUUUAUUUAUUAUUACUAUUAUUAGGCCUAUAAGUAUUAUAUUAUCAAUUGUUUUUAAGUAGCUAGUUUGGAAUAUUUAACAGUGGGCAGGUGGUGUGAACGCCUCCCUAGUGAGAUGGAUACCGUUUAUUUAUCGUCCCACCGCGGGACCCCCCGUCCCGAGGCCCCGAGAGGCCGCAGCCCCGCCGGCAGACCGGCGGGAGGCGGGACCGGGACCGGGACCGGGACCGGGACCGCCGACCUCCCCCCCGCGCCUCCAGCCUCGCCCCCUCCGGCCGCAGGUGGCUCACCUGAGGACGCGGGACGCAGAAGCGUGAAGAAACACCACCACAAGCACAACCUGAAGCACCGCUACGAGCUGCUGGAGACGCUGGGGAGAGGCACCUACGGGAAGGUCAAGAAGGCCAUCGAGCGACACUCCGGCCGAGAGGUGGCUAUCAAGUCAAUUCGCAAGGAGAAGAUCAAGGAUGAGCAAGACAUGGUGCACAUCCGCAGAGAGAUCGAAAUCAUGUCAUCCCUCCGCCACCCACAUAUCAUCUCUAUAUAUGAAGUGUUUGAGAACAAGGACAAGAUCGUGAUUGUGAUGGAGUACGCCAGCAAGGGCGAGCUCUACGACUACAUCAGCGAGCGCCGGCGCCUGAGCGAGAGAGAGACGCGACACUUCUUCAGACAGAUAGUCUCUGCCGUGCACCACUGCCACAAGAAUGGAGUGGUGCACAGGGAUCUGAAACUGGAAAAUGUGCUACUGGAUGAAAACUGUAAUAUUAAGAUCGCAGACUUCGGGCUGUCCAACCUCUAUCACAAGGACAAGCUGUUGCAAACCUUUUGUGGUAGCCCGCUCUACGCUUCACCAGAGAUUGUCAAUGGGAGACCGUACCGUGGCCCAGAGGUGGACAGCUGGGCUCUUGGGGUGCUGCUGUACACCCUGGUCUAUGGAACGAUGCCAUUUGAUGGGGGAGACCACAAGAACCUCAUUCGCCAGAUUAGCAAUGGCGAGUACAAAGAACCUACUCAGUCCUCAGAUGCCCGUGGGCUGAUUCGCUGGAUGCUCAUGGUGAACCCCGAACGUCGGGCGACAGUGGAAGACAUUGCCAAUCACUGGUGGGUGAACUGGGGCUGGAAGAACAGUGUGUGUGACUGCGAGACCCAACGUGACCAUGGAGGCUCGCCCAUGCUGGCCCGCUUCAUCGACUGGCAGAACCGCACUGAGCCACGUGGUUCUGGGGCCAAAGCUACGGCCAUGCCACCGCUGCUGCGCCAGAGGCCCAAAAAGUCCAAGAAGGAAAACGUGGAAGCGGGACAGACCCACUGCGGAGCGGAGGACAAGCCUGGUUUGAAGAGACCCAAGGGCAUCCUGAAGACGAGGGUGACCGAGGAGCAGCAGUCCGCCAGUCUGGAAGAGGUGGAGUCAGUUCAGGCAGCGUUGCUUCAACAAGCUGAAGGGGGAGAGGAGGCCACGAGUCCUGAUCGAGAGGAAGAGGAGCCAGCCCUGGGAGGAGGUUCUCCAGCCAAGAUGGUGCCCUCCCUGCCAAAGAAAGGCAUUUUGAAGAACAACCAACAGCGGGAAUCAGGGUACUACUCCUCCCCAGAGCGCAGUGAGUCCUCUGAGCUUUUGGGGGGCGCCAGUAUGUCUCUGCUCGCCACCUCUCCACCAAAGAGAGCCAUGGGGAGAAAGGGCAUCCUGAAACGGAAUGGAAAGUACUCCACCUACAGCGGGAAUCCUUCAGCGGCAGCAGUGGCUGGCGUUCUCUGCGAGCCUCCUCCCCCACCCGACUCAGGUCUGUCCCGCAGUCAGAGUCGACCCUCCAGCAUCGUGGGUGAGGACAGCUCCGUGCUGUCCCUGUCGCCCAGCUCCCUCGGCGGCGCCGAGUGGCACCCCUCCACCCCCCACCUCCGCUCCAACAUCAGGGCUUGCGUCUCCGCCGAAAACCUGCUGCAGCUCGCCAACUUCAAGGGCUUCCAGGCGGUCCAACCACUCCAGGGAUCCAAGUUCAGCCGCGGGCCCAAAACAAAAGGCUCCCCAGGGGACAAUGGCAGCUUCUCUUUGCUGGGGGACCUGGAGGACAUGACUCAGGUGUACCAGCAAGCCCUGGACAUCAGCAGUAACCUCAACUAACAGAAGGGCGGCAGAGAGAGAGAGAAGAAGCAGAGGGUUGAGAACACGAGCGCGCUUGUGCGUGUGUGCAUGUGUGUGUAUGUGUGUGAACAGAUGUGUGGCAUUAACGACCAGUGCAUUGCUGGGAUACACCUUUUGGGGGUUGUGGCUUCUCAAAUAGGGCUGAAAUCUUGAUGGAACAAAGAAAUGUUUAUGCUCACUCACACAUGCACACACCAAAGGUGUACUUCUCUUGGCAAAAAAAGGGUUUUGUGAACCGAGGAGAGACGGAUCUGGCACCAGAGAAUGCCACCCAGUCUGCUCUCUUGGACCGCCCAUAGACUUUGCUGUGUUCAACAUGUUUACAUAUUCAGCAAGAAGGCAAGUUAGAAUCACAAACGCAGCGACCAGAAACUGGUUGGCUCUCUUUGUACACCAACCCAUUUUGAAUAUGAGUUUACAAAAGCACCUUAAAACUCACACACAGAGCACAUGCUUUUGUGAUCUUUACUUCCUUUAUAUGAGAGAGAGAAAAAAAAGAAACAAACCAGGGUCUUGUUCUGAAAAUACCUAACAUUGCUGAUUAUUUAUUAAUAUUUUGUAGCUUUAGUUUUAAGUGCAAAAACUGGUGGGUGCUGGUUAUUACUGGAAGAGUACAAAGCUCCUUGUCUCCAACUCUUUUUGUGGAACUGACAUAUAUAAUUCUGUUACUCAGCAAUGAGAAACAUAUAUAUACUCGACAUGUAUAACUCUGCCCGUGCCUGUAAAACACGCAGGCAAAUAUAUCUUCAUCAAAGUGUAUGUCCUAUAUAUGUGUAUGAUGCUAGGGAAUAUGUAGGAAGUGCCUUUUUUGAUCCACAACAAAAAAUUAUGUAUGUCAUUUCCCGGAAUUGGAAGGAAAAGCCAGACCAACCUGUCACCAGUUGAGCUUUUUUUUUUCAUGUUGUUUUUGAAUGUGGAGAGACCCAGGGCCUUCAGAGCACAGCUGACUAACUUUACUUGCUUUCGGGGUUCAAAGGUCGAACGGAGGCGGAUGAGAUCAAACGGUCUUGUCUCGCUCUCACACACAGAUAAAAAAACCAGCAUUUACAGGCCACCUCGGAGGGAAAAAUGCUCCUCUGUGUUCUUUGUCUGUGUUUGAGCCAUGGUUUGGUUUGUCAGCAGUUUAAGGUGGCUCGGUUGAACACGGUUUUUGCUGGCGGCACAAGAAGUCUGGAGGGGCUCACCGAAUGGGACAUGUAGUGAAGGGAGAUGGCGCAGACACCAUCUCACAGUCCAGGAAUGCGCCUGGCUCUCUUAACCUUGGUCGUUUCACAUAUUCAAGGCUACCUGAUAGAACAGGCUGUUGAGUGAGAAAUGCAGAAAUGCUUUUCUUCCUUUUUUUUUUUUUUUUGACGCCAAAGACAUGCAUUAUGUUAAUAUUUUCUUUGUCGUUCACCAGAAGAGCCAAGUAAGGCCGUUUUGUUUUAGCUCGCUGAUGAGACAGCAAAUUCCUCCGACAAAGUGCCGGAGACGCGUUGGUGCUGGAGAUCUGUAUCAGCCUCAGACCGAGUCAGCACAGGUGGGAUCCGCAGCUCCCCGCUCGGCCCUCCAGCUGUGUAUACUACUUCAUUAUGUCAACCAAGCACAAAUUAGCCAGCUAUUGUUUUCAUUUGAGUGUAAGAAAGAGGCCGCGAGCGGAGAUCUGCAGCUAGAGGGAGAAGGAAGGCGUGAGAAAGAGUGAUGCAUGGAACGGUGCUGAGAUUAGAGAGGGCUUUCCUGUGAAACACAGGAAAGGUCAAGGUGUUAGAUUUAUUUUUUGAAGGCUUUGCAAUGUAGAUUAGUGAAAGUAAAGAAUGUUCGUAGAAAGAGUAGAUGGAAAGUUGUUUUGUUUUUUCUUUUAAACCAAAGAUUUUACUUGAUUUGACUGGUGGAUAAAGUCAGUGACUAAUGAGACUUCUUGGAUUAUUCUUUGAAAUGGAAUCCCCAUUGGUGAAUGAAAUCACCCCCAUGCUGGCUUUACCUCAAGUUUGUUUUAUUUUUCUUUUAUAUCUUGCUUGAGAUGCUGGAGGAUAUUGAUACAGCUUGUCUCGAGGGUCAUCGGGUGUCUUCCGUACAGCCCUGAAACGUGUCUUUUGAACAGCAGCUACAAAAAUACGAGGCCGAUGACAGACAUCACCCUCACUAUCAGAUGAUUUGAACGGAAAAGCAUGCGGUAGACGACCCCGAGGUGAAAGAUCACGUGUUGAAUGUUUUCAGUGGUCCGCUCGUGUGAAGGAAAGGUCCUGGGUACAGAGUCAAAUGAACGACCCACUGCGUAUUAUAUUGCAUUUUAUUGCCUUUUUUGUAUUGCAUUUUAUUGUCAACUGGAUUUACAGUGAGAAAAUUAUACUAUGUUAGUAUUUUGUUUUAUUAUGCUUCUGUUUUUGAUUUUCCAAAAUAUAAGAAACUUUAUAUUGCUUUAUGUUAUGGCAGAAAAUAUUUCCUUCCUUGAAGUAUUAGAAUUUCUUUCCCAAAACAGACAAAUCAGAUGUGAAAUUGGUGUAAUCUCAUUUCCCCUUGUCAUGGUGAACCUGUGGGUCAGACAACCUCCAAAUGGCAAAACCAAAAAUUUUAAAUAAAAUGUCAUUGUCAUGGGGAAACGUACAAUCAUUUGUACAAAUGUCUCAACAACUGACCCGAAUAUAAUUGUAUUUCCACCUCCGCCAAAUGUGAGGGAGGCCCUCAAAGCUUUAUGAAUUACACCAGAAGAAACGGGAAUAAAGCGACGGAAAGAAUCUGAUGAUGAAACUUUAACUCUGCCAAACUGGAAAUAACUGGUGCAUAUCUGUUAGUUAGCAGAAAGUCUAAUCAUAGGAAAACUUGACUGGAUAUUGUUAUGACAAUAAUAAUGAUAAAUUAGUAUUAUUAUGUUAUUUAAGUAUUAUUUUCGUAACAGCUCAUUACUAUUGCUGACUAUUGCCACAGUUUUGGUUUUACUGUUUUAUUUUGUCUGUGGGUGAUCCUGGACUGCCAAGGUUUAUUAAGUUGCGUGCCUUUGGUAUCUUUAAUGAACUUCUUUUUUUUUUUUGAUAAUGGAAAUUAUUAUCAAUGUGUUUUUUAUACUAGUAUUUAUUGAUCAAGCCAUUUACGAUUGUUGUCAAAGUGCUCCGUGCUCAUGCUUCGGCCUGUUUCGGACUGUGUGAUGCUUUCAGGAUGUGCUGCACACAAAAAAAUAAUGUUGCUUGUUCAAAAUUGAGUGGUAUCAUCUCAUUGUGAAGGCAGCAGUCAAGCGUGUAUUUGUAGGAGUUAAAGAUCAAUAAAAGUUCCUCAAACCCUGUAAAAUGUCUUAAUUCAAGUCAACACAAUGCCCCUGUAGUACUGUAUCAACUCAAAUAAAUGGAUCUUGAAAGC